Cajanus cajan (pigeon pea) is the source of this 1332-nucleotide messenger RNA. RefSeq names its product chorismate mutase 1, chloroplastic. The record is from RefSeq and is a predicted model, not a curated record. Gene Ontology annotation, biological process: chorismate metabolic process; aromatic amino acid biosynthetic process. NCBI's taxonomy places the organism in Eukaryota, Viridiplantae, Streptophyta, Magnoliopsida, Fabales, Fabaceae. Gene Ontology annotation, molecular function: chorismate mutase activity. Gene Ontology annotation, cellular component: cytoplasm.
AAAAUGGAAUCCCCUACCAAACUUUUAACAUCACAAGUCAGUAGUCACAGGGUUUGGUACUGUCUCACACAGCUACACCUACUACGUUUCAGGACUCUCUACAUGAAUGCAUUUUGCGGUUGAAUUCUCAGCCACCAUAUGCUACUAAUUUCUCUUUCUUAAUCCCAACUCUUCUUCACACACUACUUUCCAAAACUACAAUUCACUUUCUUUCUCUCUCCAAUGGAGUCUAAGCUUCUAAGAGCCCCUUCAACACCCACUUGUGCUUUUCAUCACACCACUCGCAGGGCCUCAAUUUUCUUCAACCCCACUACGCCUUUUGCCUCAAAAUCCAAUCUUUCUCUCCGGGCACACUCGCCUUCUGUUGAGUCAGUGCCAUUAAAGAAAAGGAUUGAUGAGAGUGAGAACUUGACACUUGAUUAUAUAAGGCGCUCUCUAAUUCGUCAAGAGGAUAGCAUAAUCUUCAGUCUCUUGGAGCGAUCACAAUACUGUUACAAUGAAGAUACAUAUGACCCUGAUGCAUUCUCCAUGGAUGGAUUUCAUGGCUCAUUGGUAGAGUACAUGCUCAGGGAAACUGAGAAGCUUCAUGCCAAGGUGGGUAGGUACAAGAGCCCUGAUGAGCAUCCAUUCUUUCCAGAUAGCUUGCCUGAACCAGUGUUACCACCUUUGCAGUACCCUCAGGUGUUGCACCCUAUUGCUGAUUCAAUUAAUAUAAAUGAUAAAGUAUGGAGUUUAUACUUCAGAGUUCUUAUCCCACAAAUAGUCAAGGAAGGAGAUGAUGGAAACUCUGGAUCCAGUUCUGUUUGUGAUGUAAUAUGCUUGCAGGUUAUUUCAAAGAGAAUCCAUUAUGGAAAAUAUGUAGCUGAGGCAAAAUUUCGAGCUAAUCCUGAAGCAUAUAAAGAGGCCAUUAUAGCACAGGACAAGGACAAGUUAAUGGAAUUGCUAACAUAUCCUGAAGUUGAAGAGGCAAUUAAGAGGAGAGUUGACAUGAAGACCAAGACUUAUGGGCAAGAGGUGAUUGUAAAUAUGAAGGAACAUCGAACUGAGCCGGUCUACAAAAUAAAUCCAAACUUGAUUGCUGAUCUAUAUGGUGACUGGAUCAUGCCAUUGACAAAGGAAGUUCAAGUUGCUUAUUUAUUGAGAAGGUUGGAUUGAACAUUACACGUACUUUUCCAAUUACAAAUGUUCAUAGGGUAUUUUAUAUUUUCUGAUAGUUUUAUCUGAAUCUUCUCUAUAAAUACCAGCUUUGUAAUUAACAUACAAGGAAUUUAAUAUCGGGAUUUUAUGUAAUAACUUAUGGCAUCCUUUUAUAUUAUGUUUCUUUUGUGUUGA